Messenger RNA from Candidozyma auris, 822 nucleotides. Its product is annotated as putative signal sequence-binding GTPase. The record is from RefSeq and is a predicted model, not a curated record. Gene Ontology annotation, molecular function: GTPase activity. The transcript has a single exon. Lineage: Eukaryota; Fungi; Ascomycota; Pichiomycetes; Serinales; Metschnikowiaceae. The coding region runs from base 1 to 822 and encodes 273 amino acids.
AUGUCCCGAAUCGGCGUGCUUGCCCUCGGCCCCGCUGGCGCCGGCAAAUCCACCUUCUGCAACUCCAUCAUCUACCACAUGCAAUCCAUAGGCCGUCGAGCCCACAUUGUCAAUCUCGAUCCGGCAGCGGAACCCACGGAAUACGAGUUCACCGUGGACAUCCGAGACCUCAUUUCGUUGGAGGACGCCAUGGAGGAAAUGGAAAUGGGCCCCAACGGCGCCUUGGUGUUUUGCUUCGAGUAUCUUCUCAACAACCUAGAUUGGCUCGAUGAGGAAAUAGGCGACUACAACGACGAGUACCUUAUAUUCGACUGUCCUGGCCAGAUUGAGUUGUACACUCACGUUCCCGUGCUCCCCACGCUUGUCAAGCAUUUACAAGGAUCUUUGAACUUCACCUUGUGUGCUACUUAUUUGUUGGAGGCGCCUUUUGUCAUCGACAGACUGAAGUUCUUCAGCGGGGCCUUGAGCGCCAUGUCGGCGAUGAUCUUGCUUGAGUUGCCCCACAUCAACAUUUUGCUGAAGGUGGACUUGAUCAAGGACGAGGUGCUGAAGAAACAGCUCAAGCAGUUUUUGAAUCCGGACCUGCUUUUAUUGGAGAAGAGCCACGAGGACAAAACGUUGAAUCCACGCUAUCACAGGCUCAACAGGGCCAUUGCUCAGUUGGUUGACGAUUUCGGCAUGGUGCAGUUUCUUCCCUUGAGCUGCUCGCAGGAAACCACAUCUGUGGCGACGAUUUUGAGUUAUAUCGACGAUGUGACGCAGUGGAGCGAGAACCAGGAGCCCAAGGAGCCCAAGGAUGAGUUUUUGCUUGAGGACGAGUGA